Phytophthora infestans T30-4 is the source of this 759-nucleotide messenger RNA. Its product is annotated as Crinkler (CRN) family protein. NCBI's taxonomy places the organism in Eukaryota, Oomycota, Peronosporomycetes, Peronosporales, Peronosporaceae. The record is from RefSeq and is a predicted model, not a curated record. The coding region runs from base 1 to 759 and encodes 252 amino acids. The transcript has a single exon.
AUGGUCAAGCUUGUUUGUGCGAUCGUUGGUGUGGCUGGAAGCGCUUUCCCUGUGGACAUCGACGCGAGCCAGCUGGUGGGAGACUUGAAGAAGGCGAUCAAGGCGGAGAAUGCAAUGACUUUCACGGGCGACGCCAAGGACCUUCAGCUCUUCCUGGCAAAGAAAGACGGCGCCUGGCUGAAGUCGAAGGAUCCUGCCGUGAUUGCUAUGCGGAGUGGUGUUAUUCCCGAGAAAGUAAAGGCACUGCUGGACGUGGAAAUGGAUCCAGCAGACGAGAUUGGUGACUUGUUUGGUGAUGCUUCGACGAAGAGGACGAUCCACGUGCUGGUGGUGGUUCCAGAUGGGGCUGGUGGUUCAGCGAGUGACACUUCCAGGAUGGAUCGUCUAUUCGAUAAGGUCGACAAAGUGUAUGAGCACACUGUGCUGUCCAAGCGUACGCGAUAUGUCCACUCAGAAAUGAACUCAGCCAAGGGAAACAUCCUUUUGAACGAUUUAAAAAUUCGGAUUUCGCCUGUGGACACAGUUAAAUUCGCCGGUGGAGUUCCAACUCCAGCAAAGGAAUUCAAGUGGAAAAGUGACCGUACCGAGGAGCAGCAAAAGGAACCUUAUCGUGAGUACGUGGUAGCCAACAUUGGCGAUGUCUUGACGAAUAACAAGCUUUGCGUGGUUGGUGUGGAAAAAGGCGCAAACAUCCUCACCGUUGAAGUCCCUGGUCGCGCGUGUACCAUCUUCUCGGCGAUGUCAUCCCAGUCGGCUUGA